GGUGGUACUAAAGGUCCUCGAUCUUGUGCGCGGGGCGCGCUGCUGCAUAGCCUGGCGAGGCUGCUUCUUUGGGCUGGGCGUUUCUCGGGCGGCCCAUGACAAGGAGCCCGUGCGCACCAAAACUUUGCUCCCUUCCACGCGCGGGACGAUCUUUUCGCCGCCGGCGCCAUCGCGUCCAAACAUUUUCCCCUCUCUCUCUUUCCGUGCCACUCUCCAAUCCCGUUCCUCAUGCCGGCGUCGGGGGCCAUGGAGGGGGCGGGCGAGGAGGAUGGGCCGGGGCGCUCCCACGAGGCUGUCGACCUCGUCGCCAACGGCGAGGCGGCGGCUCGUGAAGAAACUGCUCCCCCGGUGGUGCAGGUGAGCUCCUCCAGCUCGGGAGAGGAGGAGGAGGAGGAAGAAGAGGAGGCUGCGGGCGGGGAUCAGGAGGCUGAGGGGCCGUGCGUCCCCAGUUGCCCUGUGUGUAUGAACGCGUGGACCGCCGACGGCAAGCAUCGCGUAAGUUGCAUUCCUUGCGGGCAUGUCUAUGGCAGAUCUUGCUUAGAAAGAUGGUUAACACAGUGUGGGAACAAAAGUGCCACGUGUCCUCAGUGUGGCAAGAGAUAUAGACAAAAGAACAUUAUCAACCUCUAUGUACCAGAGAUUGUUGUUCCAAAUAAUGAUCCUGAAAAGCAAGUAUUGUCAUUGAGAGAUAAAAAUAGAUUUCUUGAGAACCAACAACAAACAUUUGUGGAGGAGAUAAAAGAGUACAAGAGGCAGAUUUUGUUGCAGCAACAUUUAAUAAAGGAAUCAAUCUCAAAGAGACAGAAACUGGCGGAACAAUCAUCAGAUGGAGGAGGAAUGGUUCCAGAGUCAGUUUCACAUAGAGCAGAUGUUGGCAGUGGUGAUCCUUGCAAAUUUGUUCUACAGAAUGAGUAUUUCCUUGAUGGAGCUCGAGUCAUGGGUAUAGAUGCAUCCAGCCAGAUUAUAUUAGCUUCUGGAAGGGCAGCUGGAGUUAGUGCUGAACAUGUCAUUACUAAGAUCAGCAUGUUUUCUAGACAAGAAAUGAAAGUCCACCUUCCUCCCAAUACUAAAGCUGUCAGGGACAUUUGUAUACUUCCUGGGGGCCUUGCUGUUUUUGCAUCUCUAGGCAGGAAAUUGUUGCUUUUCAGCAUGACGACCAACAAUAUCGUCCUUCAAUAUGAUCUACCGGCUCCUGGCUGGUCCUGUUCAGGGGUUUCAUCUGAUCCAAAUCACAUCUAUGCUGGAUUACAGAAUGGCAUGCUUUUGGUGUUUGACACCCGUCAAACUAAAGCACCAAUGUGUUCCUUGACGGGUCUAUCAACACACCCAGUUCAUACAGUCCACUCCGUGGUAGAUGACAGUGGUUCCAGGAAGGUCAUCUCUGCUUCUUCCAUAGGACCCUGCAUUUGGGAUGUAGGUGGCAGUGAAAAUAAGCCCAAUUUGGUUACUGGGAUGGAAAUCCAUGGGGUCUGCAUAUCUCUUGCAUGCACCGCUCCAUCAAGUGAUCUCCUGGUGGCUUCCUUCCGGCCAAAAGUCGAGCUAUUGGGCGUUGGCGCUGCAUCUCAAACAGCUAUAUCUCAAUCACCGACGCUCUCGGGUUCAGGAAAGCUUGGGUGCCACGCCUUCAUAAGGAGGACAAGCAGCACGUCCUUUGUCAAAGACGGCAUCUGCAACGGCAAUGUAAGCGAGUUAAGGAUGUCGAAGUCCGUUAUCAUACCCUGCAGCGGAAGCAACCAGCACCUCUUCGCCUACGGUGACGAGACGCUGUCUGGAGUCCGGACGUGGCGGCUGCCUUCGUUUCAGACAUUUACUGAUCUCAUCCCGCACCGCCGACCGAUCCUUGAUCUGAGGUUUGCAGAGAGCUCCACCGGCGACAGGUACCUUGGGUGCUUGAGCGAGGAGAAGCUGCAGGUUUUCAGAAUUAGGUAGCAUACAAAUUGACUUUAUCCUUCGUUGUAGUACUCCACUUUGUUGUACAAGCACAAACAAGCCUUGCUCUGUACAGUGUUUUCUCACACACACUUCUAGUACGUAAAUCCAUGCAUGAUAUUUUGGGGGUAAUAUCCGUUUCUACCUCUAUUUC
This is a messenger RNA of Brachypodium distachyon (stiff brome), 2083 nucleotides long. Its product is annotated as E3 ubiquitin-protein ligase RFWD3. The coding region runs from base 229 to 1929 and encodes 566 amino acids. Gene Ontology annotation, cellular component: nucleus. The record is from RefSeq and is a predicted model, not a curated record. The transcript is spliced from 13 exons. NCBI's taxonomy places the organism in Eukaryota, Viridiplantae, Streptophyta, Magnoliopsida, Poales, Poaceae. Gene Ontology annotation, molecular function: protein binding; ubiquitin protein ligase activity. Gene Ontology annotation, biological process: interstrand cross-link repair; protein ubiquitination.